Carya illinoinensis is the source of this 4464-nucleotide messenger RNA. Its product is annotated as receptor like protein 21-like. Gene Ontology annotation, molecular function: protein binding. The record is from RefSeq and is a predicted model, not a curated record. Bases 65 to 4315 code for a protein of 1416 amino acids. NCBI's taxonomy places the organism in Eukaryota, Viridiplantae, Streptophyta, Magnoliopsida, Fagales, Juglandaceae. The transcript has 13 exons.
UUGAGUUGUGGAAAGCCACAAUACUCAUAAUAGAAGAGCCAAAACAAGCAGAAUUUAGAUAGAAAUGAAUAUGGGUGUCUUACAAUCUUAUUUCUCAAUGAAGGCUUUGCUUUGGGUUUUGGUGGUUUUUGUUCAAACUAGUGAGUACAUGGGUUGCUUGGAGGAAGAGAGAAUUGGUCUGCUUCACUUGAAGUCAUUUCUUAUUAUAUCCAUUCAGCCUCUCAAAGCUUAUAAUUCAGACUAUCUUCUUCCUUCAUGGGUCAACCAUGAGAAGAGUAAUUGUUGUGGUUGGGAGCGGGUCACGUGUAACUCCACCACAGGUCAUGUGAAAGAAUUGUCCCUGGACAAUUUAUUGGCAUAUGAUCCUACUUAUGAUGAUCAAGAUGUUGAUUUCUAUUUCAAAAGGGUGAAAUAUGAGGGACGGUGGUUGUUAAAUGUUUCUCUAUUGGAGCCUUUCAAGGAGUUAAGAAGUCUUGAUCUAUCCUUUAAUGUAAUCGAUGGUUGCAUACAAGAUGAAGGAUUUGAAAAGCUUUCAACCCUAAAGAAUCUGGAAAUUUUAAACCUUGGUUACAACUUCUUUGAUGACAAUAGCAUUCUACAAUCUCUGGGUGCUAUCACUUCGCUGAAGACUUUAAAUCUUAGUUGGAAUAAGUUGGAGGGAUACUUUCCAGCUGAAGAAUUAGUUACGUUGAGAAAUUUGAACACGCUGGAUAUAAGCUGGAAUGAGUACAAUGGUACCCUCCCAAAUCAAGGUUUUGAAAGGCUAGAGGUACUGAGAAACUUGGAGACAUUGAUCCUCGAUGGUAAUUGGUUUGGUGACAGCAUCAUACGAUUCAUACCAUCUCUAAGUAACCUUACAUCCCUUGUGACAUUAAGUCUUGUAGAUAAUGGUUUGGGAUUUGAAGGAGUAAAGGCCGUUGAAGGUUUCAAAAAGCUCGCUGUAUUGAGAAAUUUGGAGACAUUGAUCCUCGAUGAUAAUUGGUUUCAUGACAGCAUCAUACCAUCUCUAAGUAACCUUACAUCCCUUGUGACAUUAAGUCUUGCAUAUAAUGAUUUGGGAGUUGAAGGAUUAAAGGCCGUUGAAGGUUUCAAAAAGCUCGCUGUAUUGAGAAAUUUGGAGACAUUGAUCCUCGAUGGUAAUCGGUUUCAUGACAGCAUCAUACCAUCUCUAAGUAACCUUACAUCCCUUGUGACAUUAAGUCUUGCAUAUAAUGAUUUGGGAGUUGAAGGAGUAAAGGCCGUUGAAGGUUGGAAAAUGUUGUCAAGAUUGGAGAACCUGGAGAUAUUAGAUCUUAGUCACAAUGCCCUCAACGACACUAGUAGUCUUUUUCAAUCAAUUGCUGCGAUCAAAUCUCUUAAAAAGCUGAAUCUUGCUUGGAAUGAGUUGAUCACGGGGUCCCUUCCACCCAAAGGUUGGAAAAUGUUGUCAAGAUUGGAGAACUUAGAGAUAUUAGAUCUUAGUCACAAUGCCCUCAACGACACUCAUUUUCUUCAAUCAAUUGCUGCGAUCAAAUCUCUUAAGAGUCUAAAUCUUGCUUGGAAUGGGUUGACGGGAUUCUUUCCAACCAAAGGUUGGAAAAUGUUGUCAAGAUUGGAGAACUUAGAGAUAUUAGAUCUUAGUAAUAAUUACCUCAACGACACUCAUUUUCUUCAAUCAAUUGCUGCGAUCAAAUCUCUUAAGAGUCUAAAUCUUGCUUGGAAUAAGUUGACGGGAUCCCUUCCAACCAAAGGUUUCAAAAGGCACGCUCAUGUAUUGAGAAAUUUGGAGACAUUGAUCCUCGAUUAUAAUUGGUUUGAUGACAGCAUCAUACCAUCUCUAAGUAACCUUACAUCCCUUGUGACAUUAAGCCUUGCAGGAAAUUACUUGGGAGUUGAAGGAGUAAAGGCCGUUGAAGGUUGGAAAAUGUUGUCAAGAUUGGAGAACCUGGAGAUAUUAGAUCUUAGUGACAAUGCCCUCAACGACACUAGUAGUCUUUUUCAAUCAAUUGCUGCGAUCAAAUCUCUUAAGAGUCUAAAUCUUGGAUACAAUGAGUUGACGGGAUCCCUUCCAACCAAAGAGCUUGCAAAUUUAAGCAACUUGGAGGUUCUUAUCUUAGCAAGAAAUAAUUUUGGUGGACAACUAACAACCCAAGAAUUUUGUACAUUGAAGAAGCUUGAAGUGUUAGAUCUAUCUUACAAUCACUUUGAGGGGAUCCUACCUCCAUGCAUAAACAAUAUGACAUCUCUUGUGGUGUUAGAUAUUUCCAGUAACCAAUUCAAUGGAAAUACUUCAUCAUCAUAUGUAGAAGCCAUCGGAACAAGUCUCGAGUACAUUGAUUUUAGUGGUAACCAGUUUGUGGGGAUAUUCUCAUUCAACUUAUUUGCCAAUUACUCCAAGCUUGAGGUUCUUAAAUUCAACGACCAAAAUAAUAAAGUUGAAAUAGAAACUGAAGGUUCGAUGGGUUGGUACCCUUUGUUUCAGCUGAAGAUCAUUGAAUUGUCUAACUGUAGUCUGUACAAGCUCACCAGCAAUAUUCCGAAAUUUCUUCUUGUCCAGCAUGAACUGAAUAUAAUUAAUCUUUCUCACAAUAAGUUGAAUGGAAGCUUUCCAAAUUUGUUGGUUGAAAACAAUACAAGAUUAUGUGUGCUAGAUCUUCGAAAUAACUUUUUUGUUGGCCAGUUAUAUUUACCAACUUUGAUCCACACGCAUAUGUUCUGGAUGGAUGUCUCGGCCAAUCACUUGGAUGGAAAACUUCCAGAAAAUAUUGGCAAGAUUUUUCCAAAUUUAGUAUAUCUAAAUCUUUCCAAUAAUAAUCUUGAAGGUAAUCUUCCUUCCUCAAUUGGUGGCAUGUUGUAUUUGGAGGUAUUAGAUUUUUCUUCCAAUAAUUUCUCAGGCGAGGUCCCAAGAGGAUUAAAUACAGAUUGCCUGUCAUUGCGGAUUUUGAACCUUGCUCAUAACAGCUUCAACGGUACAAUUUUAGUUGGGAAAAACCAGAGAAUUCUACAGAUGAAAGACAAUCAAUUCACAAGUAUCACACCAGUAUUUAAUUCAACUGUUGAUCUAUCAUAUUUAGAUAUCAGCAACAACAGAAUCUCAGAUACUAUCCCCCGAUGGCUUGGGAACAUGUCAUACUUGAGCACUCUUGUUAUGGCUAACAAUAGUUUUUAUGGUUGGAUCCCAUGUGAACUAAGUAUGACAGGUACAUUAGACCUUUCUCACAACUUAUUUACAGGAUCGUUACCUUUUUGCUUGAAUCUACCAAAGCUUAAACACCUAUAUUUGCAAGGGAACGAAUUCACAGGAUCAAUACCGAAAGUUCUUUUCAAUUCCUCAUCUCUUUUGACAUUGGAUAUUGGAUAUAACAACUUUACGGGCAACAUCUCUGUUGAAAUCAAACAACUUCAAGGCUUAAGAGUACUUUUGCUGAGUGGCAAUCAUUUUACAGGUAUAAUUCCGAAUCAGUUGUGCUUGUUAAGAAUGAUAAGCAUAAUGGAUCUUUCCAAGAAUGCUUUUUCUGGGACCAUACCACAAUGCCUCCAUGACAUAUAUUUUGGGAAGAUAGCGGAUCCUAGUUCUGAUGAUUUUAGUCUAAAAGUUGAUACUUACUCUCCGAAUUUGGGAUCAAUUUACACAUAUAAAGGUUUCUCAGGCAAUGAUGCUUACAAGUACUCAUAUCUUCAAUAUGUUGAUACAGAAGUAGAGAUCGAGUUUGUAACCAAAUAUAGGCCUAGUUCUUACAAGGGUUCUAUCCUUGGUUACAUGUCUGGAUUGGAUUUCUCGUGCAAUAACCUAACAGGUGGCAUCCCUCCUACGUUAGGCCAAAUAGCUUCAUUGCAUGCGCUAAACUUAUCUUAUAAUCAGCUGACUGGUAAAAUUCCAAUAACAUUCUCAAAAUUGGCUCAAUUGGAAAGUUUAGACCUCUCUCAUAAUAAUUUGAGUGGAGAGAUUCCUUCAACAUUGAUUGAUCUAACCUUUCUUGAGGUUUUCAAUGUGGCCAACAACAACCUAUCAGGUAAAGUUCCAGAUAUGAAAGCACAAUUUGGAACAUUUGAGAAAAGCAGCUAUGAAGGAAACCCACUUCUUUGUGGACCACCACUAGAUGAAAGUUGCAUCAAAGGAAAUGAGUCAUAUCCAACACCAAGACAGUCUUCAAAUGCUACUGACUACAAAUGGUAUGAAGUAGAUCCUAUAGUCUUCCAUACAAGCUUCUCGGUAACUUACAUCAUUUUCUUUUUUAGUGUUAUUAGUCUUCUUUAUAUUAAUCCUUAUUGGCUACAAAGGUGCACCAACUUGAUUGAAGAUCUUAUAUACAAAUGUUAUUUUUUUUUUUUUUGAAAUCUUAGAAAGGUUGUUAAACUGUCUAUGUAAUUAGAUAAAUUGACUCUCUUCGGUAUUUUUAAUGAUAGUAAUAAUGGUUAGUUAUCUAUGAAUUUGGUUUUGAAUAAUUGGUUAUUGGGCUUAAAUAUGAAAGAUGUGUUCCCUUA